AUGACCAUCUCCCAUUAUGGCGUCUGGGCCUGCACCCCCACCCGCUACACUGCCCAGACCGAGAAGCAAGACUCCAAGUCCCCUCACAUCUACCUCUACUUCACCGAUGGCUCAUCCUCCAGCAAGAAUCUUGAGGCCGCCAUCAAUGUCAAGUCGACUGAUAAGGACACCCGUCUGGUCUUCUGGUUGAACCGCAACUUCACCCACCCCAUCACCCAGACCCUAUCCGGCCUCGACCAAGGCUUCCACCUUGCCCAGCAGAGUGGCUCAACCGACAACAAGAGCACUCACCACAGCCACCGUCACUCCCGCCGCGAAACCUCUACCCUUCAAGGCCUUGACUUCAUUCGCACCCAGGACCUGGUGGAUAUCAAGUCCGGCAAGGUGCUUCCCCACGAUAUCCCCGGUCCCAACAAUGAUAUCCUGGACGAUCUGGAUCCCAUCAUCACCGAUGCGAUCAACAAGAAGGCGACUGCUUAUAUCUGGGGAUCGUCGUAUGGAUCGGGAAUCCACGAUGUUCACAUGAACCAGGGUAGUCUCCCCAGCUACUCCAAUGGCAUCUACGAGGAUGGUGCGCUGUUGUUUGAAUUUGAUGAUGGACACUGGGAGGCUGUAUUCUUGGCAUUUGCCUCGCAGAAGAUUCCCACCGAUGAUCAGGGGGAAACUGAGGGGACAUUGUCGAAAUGA
This is a messenger RNA of Penicillium atrosanguineum, 687 nucleotides long. RefSeq lists its product as uncharacterized. NCBI's taxonomy places the organism in Eukaryota, Fungi, Ascomycota, Eurotiomycetes, Eurotiales, Aspergillaceae. The transcript is spliced from 2 exons. The record is from RefSeq and is a predicted model, not a curated record. The coding region runs from base 1 to 687 and encodes 228 amino acids.